Messenger RNA from Hippocampus zosterae (dwarf seahorse), 1587 nucleotides. RefSeq lists its product as uncharacterized. NCBI's taxonomy places the organism in Eukaryota, Metazoa, Chordata, Actinopteri, Syngnathiformes, Syngnathidae. The record is from RefSeq and is a predicted model, not a curated record. Bases 1 to 1587 code for a protein of 528 amino acids. The transcript is spliced from 10 exons. Gene Ontology annotation, molecular function: oxidoreductase activity.
AUGCUGGACGUGUUGAUCAUUGGGGGUGGGCCUCACGCCUUGACCCUGGCCAGCAUGCUGUCACCCUCGUACCCCAAACACAAUUCAAAUCCAAGACCAGAGCAUACAGGAGAAGGGCACUUCACCAAGUCCACACGUGCAGAAGGCGGCAUUCGUCCGCCAGACAUCAAUCUGCAAGUGGUUGACGCCUAUGGCGAGUGGAUUUCUUUGUGGAAGAGUCAAUUCACAGCACUAAAUAUCCCCCAUUUGCGCUCACACACACUGGUGCACACGGACUCUGUCAACAAGAAAGCACUGCAGGAGUUUGUGUUAAAGCACAAUCGUUCGACUGAGCUUCAUAGUCUCCCAGACCGGGUGCUCAUUCUGGAUGACAACGCUUUUUUCAAUGACACGCGGCUCGGCAGGAAAGAGAGAAAAUGUCUAAAUGUCUUCUCCAAUCUCAAGAAUAGUUUGUCCUUCAGUCUGCCAGGAACUGACCUCAGCGUGGAUUUCUUUAAAGAUCAGGUGGAGAGAUAUAACUUGAACAAAGUGCUUGUGAAGGGAACUGUUACUCGCAUCACCACAGUGACUGAAGGCGAGCAAAUAGUCAAAUAUUUCCAAGUCCAACUUGAAGAUGGCGCCAUGCUCAAAGCUCAUCGGGUGGUUAUGGCAACAGGGCCCACCCGCGCCCAGAUGGCAAACAUCCCGCAGUGGGUGACUGAUAUCGAGGAGAGCUAUUCAGAAGAGCACCUGCAACACACUGUGCACCUCAUGCACGCUUUAUCAAGAACACAGCAAAACUCUCAAGACACUGACAGGCCGUGUGUGGUGUGUGAGGCAGGCCAGAGAGUAAUGGUCGUUGGUGGAGGUCUGACCAGCGCUCAUGUCGUCUCCAUCGCACUGCAGAAUGGGGCCAGUCAUGUGACAUGGGUCAUGAGAAAGCACCUCCAGUUGAAGCAGUUUGAUGCGGGUGAUGUGGAGAGCCUGGUGGGUCGUUACUCCCAUGUGGAGCAUGGCAUCAAGAUGGAUGGCCAAGCCUUCCUCAGGCAGUUCUUUAAUGAGAGAAGUCUUCACAAGCGACUGGCUAUGAUUCGUCAGGCAAGGAAAGGAGGUGCCGUCACCCCAGAGGCCUACAUCCAAUUACAGCCAUUUAUUUUGAAAGGACAGGUGGCUGUGAAGACGUAUUGUCAGGUGAGGGAAGCCAACUGGUGCUAUAAGAAUCAGGCCUGGAGGUUGUCCCUCAGCGAUGGAGACCUUUGGACAGGAGAUACGAUUUGGUUGGCCACUGGGUGUAAACUUGAUGUCAAACAGGACCCUUUGCUUUCUGAAGUGAUGAAUGAAUUCCCUAUUCAGGUACUUGAUGGCUGGCCAUGCAUAUCAGAGAGUUUACAGUGGACAGAGGGAUGCCCUCUAUACUUGAUGGGGCAGUACACUGCUCUUCAGAUUGGACCUCAUGCAGUAAACCUGGCAGGUGGACAGGCAGCCAGUAUGAGAAUUGCCAAGCACAUCCUGCACCAUCACAACAACUUGGAGGUGACUGAGCCGGGAGCCGGAAGAUCUAAAACUGAAGAAUAUAUUCAGCAAAUGCAAGGACUUUUAUGGCUCUAA